Molecule: messenger RNA, 2711 nt
Organism: Selaginella moellendorffii
Lineage: Eukaryota; Viridiplantae; Streptophyta; Lycopodiopsida; Selaginellales; Selaginellaceae
Product: glutaminyl-peptide cyclotransferase
Exons: 14
Coding region: 1250-2110 (286 amino acids)
Molecular function (GO): glutaminyl-peptide cyclotransferase activity
Source: RefSeq, a predicted model, not a curated record
UUAGGUCGAAGACAACGGUGUCCUGAUAAUCAGGCACCAGAUUUUGCACAAGUGUUACAACCCAUAUUGACGCAAGGGAUGUGACCACCAGGUUCUUCUUCUUCUUGCUGCUUCUUGUUGAUCUUUCUCUUUGGAAAGACAGGAGGCCUUUCGUCCCUGAGCAGUGGUAUCUUCUGCCUCGGCGGGUUCCUCCAGUAGAACCAGCGUAUUAUUCUCAUGUCGGUGGUCUUGUUGUUCUUGACAGGGACAAAGACUGGCCUGAUAACUUGGAAGUCGUGAUGGUGUUGGGUAUUCAUCCUGAUGAAAUCGUAUCCAUAAGCAUAGCGAAUGACUUCAUCCAUGCUGUCGCCCCUGUUUCAGGAAAAGAAGAACACGAUCAUAUUAAGCAAAGAUUGACGAAGACACCACUUUGGUUCAAACCUUUCGAGCGGUGUGCCGUAGACGUGGUCUGGAUUUACUACCGAUGGAAGUGGAGCAACGUUUGCCUGGUACAAAGCAAAGUUGUCAUGGUGGAACUAGCAAUUCGAGGUAAAGUUUACCAGUCUCUGCUUGACUUUGAGCUUGAUUGGAUGCUCUCUUCGGUACAUUCUCUGUUCGUCUGCCCGUGUGACUUUCCUGAGAGAAGAAAGUGACGAAAAGAAGUAAAGUUUGAGUUUUGGAGUGUUGGAUCUUACAUUUUGGGAGCCUUCUUGUUCAUAGCUCGCAGAUCAGUGCCUUUGGCAGCGCUUGGGUCAGGGACGUUCUCUCGGAAGACCAUCACUGCGAGGAACCAACACCGAGAGAAUACUCGUUGAGCACUCCAUAGAUGAAGUUGUCGCUGGGAAGAUUUCUGGUGGAUCGUUUUCCCUGGAACGAGGACUGACAUGAGCAAAGACAAUGAAGAAACUUGACGCAAGAUAGAGAUGAGCUCCGGACAUUCCCCAUUCUGGGAUGAUCCGACUCGUCGUAAGUCAUGUUGCCUGGAUUCGACAUCGCGGAACAAAGCUUGAAAUCGAUCCGCCAAAGCCGACUUCUUCGACCAAUCAGCCUAUCAAAAUUUGAGAACGGGGGAAUAUGCCAUUGCGCGGCAACCAAUUGGCGCCCACUCGUAGGCGCGUCAUCCGCACCGUCCACGUGUCCAGGUGUAUCGAAUUCAAAGUUUGAAUAAAAGAAUAUACCUAAAACUGACCUAUCUCUGUUCAAGGCUUGAUAUGCUAUUUUGAUUCUAGCAAUGUGGGCUGGGAGAGAGGUGUAGGGUUCUUGGAUUCUUAUGAUCCAAGAAAUGGGGAAGAGGCGGCACCGUCUCUCGCUGGGCGGCGUGAUCUUCAGCGCCGGCGCCGUGGUUGCGCUCGUCGUUGUGCUGCUCGAGGUGUCGUCCGCCUCGAAGCCAAAGAAGGCGGCUUCCACUCGCCAGGUGCCGAUCAAUUCGGGAUUUCGGAUCGUCCGUGAGUAUCCGCACGAUGCGAAGGCAUUCACUCAGGGGCUUUUGUACCAUGGAAACAAUACACUCUAUGAAUCCACUGGGCUGCAUGGAGAGUCGUCAGUACGUGAAGUUGAUCUUCAAACGGGAGAGGUUAGAAGGAUUUAUCGUCUGCAAAGCAGGGAUUUUGGAGAAGGAUUGGCACUUUGGGAAAACAAAUUUUUACAGGUUAUUUGGCAAACUAACAAAGGAUAUCUCUACGAUGAGAAAACACUGAGUCUCCUAGGAACAUUCAAGCAUCCCAUGACGGAUGGCUGGGGAUUGACGCACGACAACAAGCAUAUCAUAGGAAGCGAUGGAAGCUCCACUUUGUACUUUCUAGACCCACACAACUUUGCAGAGAUAAGAAGAAUCACAGUUAAGGACAAUGGAGAAGCUGUGGAGCUUUUGAACGAGCUGGAGUAUGUGAAAGGAGAGAUCUGGGCGAAUGUUUGGCAGAUGAAUUCUAUUGCUCGAAUCUCUCCCAAGGACGGUAGAGUCGUAGGAUGGAUAGUUUUGGAUGCACUAAGGAAGAGCCUCAUUUCUGCUGGAAACAGGAAUAUAGACGUGCUAAAUGGCAUUGCUUGGGAUGAGGAGCAAGACCGUCUCUUCGUAACUGGCAAGUGGUGGCCAAAGCUCUACGAGAUCGUCCUGUCCCCGGAACUCUAUUAGACACGCACAAAGUAGCACAAGCAACUGCUAUGGACGGUGGUAUUAUCAAUGUACAAUUCUUUCCAAUUUUUUUUUUUUUCUCUCUCGUUUGCUCUGCUUCACAGGAGGUUCCAAGAUUGCAUUUUUAUCGAUCCAUCCAAGUCAGAAUGACGCUUCUCUCCACGACGACGCCGGGAGCACCGAACGGACAGUCUUGAGGUCCCGAAGCCAUUUGACGCGCUCGUAGCUAUCCCCGGGCGCGUCGGCGUCGCGCAGCAUGGAUCGCACCAGCGACGCCGUGACGCGCCAGGAGCAGAAGAGGAAGAUCCAGCCCAUUACCACCAGCCCCCACACGAAGAAAUCCUCCGCCGCCACCAAUCCAUCGCCGUCCUCGUCGCCCAUCAUCUCCAAGACGACGCUCUCCAUCUCCGCCAUUUGGGAUUUCUUCUCUCCCUUCCUCGUCCCAUGCCAACACGUUGCCUGGACAAAAUUUAGGGCACACGCGGCACACGGCAUAUUCUGGGACGGGAGGAAUAUUCUAGAAUAUGCUUCUGUGCCGAGGCAUAUUCGGGGAGGCCUUUUAAAAGCAGUUUCUAGAAUAUACUUUAUGGUUGGCGGGGCA